AUGUCGGCGGAGAAGUCCAUGUGGCGCUGGCAGGCGGGCCUGCCCGCCUCCCUGGCUCCCGCGGGCGCCCGCCCGCGCCCCGGGGCCGCGGGCGGCCACGCGGAGGGCGGGGGGCCCCGGCCGGCGCACGCGGCCCCGCGCGGGGAGGAGGUGCCGUGGCCCCGGCGCCUGGCCCAGGCGGCUGGCUCGGAGGGGGACGCCACCAGACGACUCGGGGGAUGCUCCGGCCUUCCAGCGGAGGACGAAGUGCCAGCGGCGCCGGCUGCAGAAAAAUCACAUGAAGGCCAUGGCACAGCUGAUGGUGGCGAGUGGGGGCGUGCCUCGUGA
Molecule: messenger RNA, 327 nt
Organism: Prorocentrum cordatum
Lineage: Eukaryota; Dinophyceae; Prorocentrales; Prorocentraceae
Source: the annotation of a GenBank genome assembly